AUGUUUCAUUUGGAAUUCCUACAAGUGAUUCUCAUUGUCUUUAAUCAAAUUAUCCUCACCCCACCCAAGGGCCAAGAGGAAUCUCGAGUUUCAACAAUGUCAACCGGAGAAAAAGACUCAGACUUCCAUGCCACAGAAAUGUAUGCAAUAGUUACAGGAUCAAACAAGGGAAUAGGCUUAGAAUUAUGCAAGCAACUGGCUUCCAAAGGGGUUCGAGUUGUGCUAACUGCUAGAGAUGAAAACAAAGGCAAAAAAGCAAUGGAAAGUCUUAAAGAUCAUGCCCCUUUUCAAAAUGAUAAUAUAGUUUUUCAUCAACUUGAUGUGUUGGAUCCAACUAGCAUCUCUUCUCUUGUUGAAUUUAUGAAAGCCAAAUAUUGGAAGCUUGAUAUUUUAGUGAAUAAUGCCGCAGUUUUAGGAGUGAGUGUAGACGCCCGUGCAUUAGAAGCUUCAAUAAAUGGCAAGGAGCCAGGACAUAUCAAAUGGGAGGAAGUUUCAACACAACCAUAUAAUUUAGGAGAAGAAUGCAUUCAAACAAAUUAUUAUGGAGCAAAGAGGAUGGUUGAAGCUUUCAUGCCUCUUCUCUUGUUGUCUGAAUCUCCAAGAAUUGUUAAUGUUUCAUCUAGUUCUGGAAAAUUGAAGUUUGUAAUCAACGAGUGGGCUAGUAACAUCUUAAACGACAUCAAAGCUCUCAGUGAAGAUCGAAUCGACAAGAUUCUUGAAAUUUUUCUUAAAGAUUUAAAAGAGAAUUCAUUAGAAACGAAGACGUGGCCUACAUUCUUAUCGGCAUACACAAUAUCAAAAGCAGCCAUCAACGCAUACACAAGAUUAUUGGCAAAGAAGCAUCCAAGCAUUAUCAUAAAUUCUGUUUGCCCAGGAUACGUGAAAACAAGUAUAAAUUACUUUUCAGGAUACUUGAAUGUUGAAGAGGGUGCACAAAGUAUCACGAGGCUUGUGUUACUGCCCAUGGAUGGGCAUUCUGGUCUUUUCUUCUAUAGAGAUGACAUAUCGUCAUUUUAGUUGAAAACCAUGGUUUGUACAAGGGAUGGUAUUUAGAACCGGAAAACCAGAACCGAAACCGGAAUCGGACCGGAACUCGUACCGUUAGAACCGGAAUAUAUAGAACCGAUUCCGGUUCCGGGUUCAAAAAUUGGCUUUAUAUAUCCGGGUUCCGGGUAAUCCAGGUUUGGGUCCAUCGGGUCCGGGUAAACCGGGUUUAAAAACCGGAACCACAUUUUAGGGCCGGAAUCAGUUUUUUGUGAAACGUUUAAAAGAUGCAUAUCUCAUUUGUUUCAACUCCGAUUGACAUACGGUUUUUUUCAACAUGUAGUUUAGAGUUUGUACAUGAUUUUAGACUAUAAAUUUGUCAUUUUUAGUCUUAUAUUUAUUGACUUACAGUCCCCC
Molecule: messenger RNA, 1401 nt
Organism: Lactuca saligna
Lineage: Eukaryota; Viridiplantae; Streptophyta; Magnoliopsida; Asterales; Asteraceae
Source: the annotation of a GenBank genome assembly